AUGCCGAGCUUAAAAGUGUCGAGCAGGAGGAGGAAGAAAGAAGCCGAAGAGCAUUAUUGGCGUAGAAAUGCAAGAGGAAAACGGGCGAGACAAGAUUCACGGUUUGAGAGCCAGCAAUGCCCUAAGUUGCGGUUUCGAGGACGUCUUUUCCCAGGCAAUCUAGCUGCAGUGACUAUCGAGUGGUUAUCAGGAUCGAGUCUCUAA
This is a messenger RNA of Sclerotinia sclerotiorum 1980 UF-70, 204 nucleotides long. RefSeq lists its product with no specific name. The record is from RefSeq and is a predicted model, not a curated record. The transcript has a single exon. Lineage: Eukaryota; Fungi; Ascomycota; Leotiomycetes; Helotiales; Sclerotiniaceae. Bases 1 to 204 code for a protein of 67 amino acids.